CAAAAGCCGGGCCAGGCAUCAUCAAAGUUAGCGAAACACCGCCGCGGAAGCCGUUCAACCGUUUUAAAACCGACGAGACCGUUCCCGAUACAGUUAACGUCCAGCUCGCAUUGCAGACAUGUCUGACGAUAUCGUAGUGACCGUAGAAGAAGGGAAAGUUCGAGGAAAGAUCCAGGAGGACUACCAUGGUGGAAAGUUUUAUAGUUUCAGUGGGAUUCCUUAUGGAAAGGCGCCGAUUGGAGAUUUGAGAUUCAAGGCUCCUGUACCAGCAGAACCUUGGGAAGGCGUCAAGGAUGGUACAAAGGAAGGAUAUGAGUGUCCUUCUAAGGACAUGUACUUGGGAUACUACAUAGGAAAUGAAGAUAACUGCCUCAACUUGAAUGUUUACACGAAAGAGUUACCAAGUCGUAAUAAUGUUAAAAAACCUGUUAUGGUGUUCAUUCACGGUGGAGGAUUCAUGUAUGGAUGUAAUAAAAGUGCUUAUUUUGGGCCACAUUAUUUAAUGAGUGAAGACAUCGUUUUAGUUGCAAUCAACUACAGACUGGGUGUUUUUGGAUUUCUGAGCCUUGAAGAUCAAUCGCUGGGAGUUCCUGGAAACGCUGGAUUGAAAGACCAAACACUUGCUCUAAAGUGGGUUCAAAAAAAUAUCAACAAUUUUGGUGGAGACCCUCAAAAUGUUACUAUUUUUGGAGAAAGCGCUGGAAGUGCCUCCGUUCAUUAUUUGACUCUAUCGCCACUUACUAAAGGUCUAUUUCACAAGGCCAUCAUGCAGAGCGGGAGUGCAUUAAACCCCUGGGCUCGAGGCAGGAGAAAUUUUGCUGAUAUCGCCAAAGCCAUUGGAUACAAAGAUGCUGAUGAGAAGACAGUGUUCCAGAAACUUUGUAGGGCUAGUGCAAGAAGUUUAGUCAGCGCUCAAUUCAAGAUCGAAGACUCGUUUUUCGCAAGUUUGGUCCGUCCACUGGGUCCUGUUAUAGAAUAUCCACAUGAAGGUGCUUUCCUCACUGAGGAUCCAGAGGAAAUAAUCAAGUCUGGUAAAAACCAUCAAAUACCGAUGAUCAUUGGGUAUAACUCCUUGGAAGGACUGUUCUACGAAAUUAUGAGAAAAACAAGAAAUGAUGCAAACCUCCCCAAAAACCUCGAGAGGGAUAUUCCAUAUGAUUUGAACAUUUUGAAGAACCAGAAUCAGGUUCAAGAAGUAGCUCAGAAGAUGAAGGAAUUUUAUUACAAAAGUGCUGAUCUUUCUGAGAGUAACAUUCAUUGUAGAUAUAUGUUGGUUAGCGAUGUCCAUUUUGUUUACGGAAUCCAGAAGUCUGCAACUCUUCUCAAACGCCAUGGAACCGCACCAGUCUACGUAUAUAGGAUGAGCCUAAACAGUUCCUUGAACUACUUCAAGAAAUUCUGCGAAGUAAAGUACUUCAAAACAAUGAUUCUCGUCACACUAAUGACCAAACUGGCAGGUAGUUCAUCUCUCAAAGGCGUUUUCCAAAGCUUAUACGAAAAACUGCCAGCAAAUAAAGUUGAUGGCGUGUCACACGCAGACGACCUGUUCUAUUUAUUCACAACGUUUUUCUCCCCAACCAUAGUUAGGGGAAGCGAGGAAGACAUCAGCAUUCAGAAAUUUGUCAAACCGUGGACUAAUUUUGCGAAAUACGGAAAUCCUACCCCGGAGAAAGACGAAACUUUGAAUGGAGUUAUCUGGAAACCUAUAGAAAGCGAAGAAGUGGAUAAUAUAUUCGAUAUCAAUAAGGAAGUUACGAUCACCAAGAACUUGGAAUGCGACAGGGUUUCGUUCUGGGAAAAAAUGUAUCAGCAAUAUGCUGAGAGGGUCUAACAACUUAAAGUCACCCAUUUUGACUGCUGUUCAGAGAGCACAAGUUUGUCACUUGAUAUUUGCACUCUAUUACUCAACGUUGAAAGCACAUUCGGAAGUUUUACUCAUACAA
Messenger RNA from Leptinotarsa decemlineata (Colorado potato beetle), 1943 nucleotides. Its product is annotated as esterase B1. Lineage: Eukaryota; Metazoa; Arthropoda; Insecta; Coleoptera; Chrysomelidae. The record is from RefSeq and is a predicted model, not a curated record.